Drosophila serrata is the source of this 1226-nucleotide messenger RNA. It is a transcript of the gene Prp38, whose product is annotated as pre-mRNA processing factor 38. Lineage: Eukaryota; Metazoa; Arthropoda; Insecta; Diptera; Drosophilidae. The record is from RefSeq and is a predicted model, not a curated record.
CAGCCGGUCAGCUGGUCACUCUGUCUCGUGGACGCCGAAAACAAGUAAAUAUUGCAUUUAUCUGAGAAGUUUUCGCAUUUCUGUUCCAGGAUAAUCACUAAAUCGCACAUCCCUUACGGAUGUAGCGGCUAUCUUAACGUGCACACAAGAAACAAAAGAAAGUUAGUCCGAAAUGGCCAAUCGCACGGUGAAGGAGGCGAAAAACGUGCACGGCACAAAUCCGCAGUACCUCAUCGAGAAAAUCAUUCGCUCCCGCAUCUACGACUCCAAGUACUGGAAGGAACAGUGCUUCGCUCUCACGGCCGAACUGCUGGUGGACAAGGCCAUGGAACUGCGGUUUGUUGGCGGCGUCUACGGUGGCAACAUCAAACCCACCCAGUUCCUUUGCCUCACGCUGAAGAUGCUGCAAAUCCAGCCGGAGAAGGACAUUGUGGUGGAGUUUAUCAAGAACGAAGAGUUUAAGUACGUGAGAGCGCUAGGAGCCUUCUAUCUCCGCCUCACAGGAGCUGCUCUCGACUGUUACAAGUAUCUGGAACCGCUUUACAUCGACAAUCGGAAGCUGCGACGCCAGAAUCGAGCUGGCCAGUUUGAGAUCGUAUACAUGGACGAGUACAUUGACGAGCUGCUGCGCAACGAUCGAGUCUGCGACAUCAUUCUGCCGCGCAUCCAAAAGCGCUCGAUUCUGGAGGAAAACAACGAGAUCGAGCCUAAGGUGUCUGUGCUGGACGAAGAUCUGGACGAUGAGCUGCCCAGCGACGAGGAGAAGGCGGCGGAUGACCGGGACUCAAAUAGGCCGAAAGAGAACUCGUCCUCGGCUGUGCGACGUCCACGUAGAGCACGCUCCAAUUCUAGGUCACGCAGCCGGGACCGUGACAGGAGAACUGGCCAAGGAAACAACCCCCGCUCCCGGGACUACUACGAUGAACUCGAGGAGUACGAUCGUCAGCGGAAUCGCGUCCGCCAUCGGGACACUCAGAACGAUGACUACGACAGGCGGCAGACCACUAGUGGACGCCAGGAUCGAGAUCGGGACCGAGAGCGUCAGGAUCGGGACAGGAUGCGAGACCGUGACAGGUACAGCGAGAGGGAUCGGCGGGAGCGCGAUCGGGAACGGGAGCGGGAACGCGACCGCGGUGGCCGACACGACCAGCGGGAUAGAGAUUCGCGAGGAGAUCGCGAUCGGCGUCGGUACUGAGUAAAUAAUUGUAAUUUAAAAUGUAAUAAAA